AACUUAGAGUGCCCGCAUACGCCACCCUGGUCAAUUUUGUUUGGGAGAGGGACAGACAGAGGAGUCAUUAAUUUUAAACAAAGGACCACGCUUCAGGACAUUCAUCCCGGAUCGGACAAAGCCGCGACUCGCUUUCUCCAGGGCCGAGUGAAAGUUUCUCGCCUUGUCGCAGUUUAACAUCCGAAGCGACCAGACAUGAACAAGCGCAACCAUAUCCGUCUGCCGCCAGAGGUAAAUCGUCUGCUGUACGUGCGCAACCUGCCGUACAAAAUCACCUCGGACGAGAUGUACGACAUAUUCGGAAAAUUCGGGGCCAUUCGACAAAUACGCGUGGGCAACACUCCGGAAACGCGCGGCACCGCCUUUGUCGUCUACGAGGACAUUUUCGAUGCCAAGAACGCCUGCGACCAUUUAUCCGGCUUCAAUGUGUGCAAUCGCUAUCUGGUGGUGCUCUACUACCAAUCCAACAAGGCCUUCAAGCGCGUGGACAUGGACAAGAAGCAGGAGGAGCUGAACAACAUCAAGGCCAAAUACAAUCUGAAGACGCCGGAGGCUCCUUAGAACCCCCUGACGACGCGGCAGGCGGGGAUGGGCCGGAUCGGCAUGAUGGGCCCCACCAGCUGACGCCCCACUUCCACCAACCAUUUUCCAUUGUUUAGAGAACUUCUCGCUCUCCUUAUAUGUAUACCAAAUUUUUGCUAUCUACUUGUAGAUUUUUUUGAUCGCAUUUUGUAUCAUUUGAAUCUAAUCAUUAUCAUCCAUCCAUCACUCCAUCUAUCAUAUGAACGGCCGGAGAUCUCGCAACCAUUUGCGGUUCGUAUACGGCUGUUUGCAAUCAUUUGACGACAUAAAGACACUCUCUCAUCAAAAUAACAAGCAAGUUAAAGUAAAAAUAAAAAAAAAAUCGCAAACACUA
Molecule: messenger RNA, 916 nt
Organism: Drosophila elegans
Lineage: Eukaryota; Metazoa; Arthropoda; Insecta; Diptera; Drosophilidae
Gene: Sf3b6
Product: splicing factor 3B subunit 6
Exons: 3
Coding region: 196-561 (121 amino acids)
Cellular component (GO): ribonucleoprotein complex; cytoplasm; nucleus
Molecular function (GO): mRNA binding
Source: RefSeq, a predicted model, not a curated record